AUGCGCGCUUCCGCCGCCCUCGUCGCCUUCGCCGCCGCUGCGGUGUCGGCCCAGCAGAACUACACCAGCGAGCUGGACAUGAAGAUCGACCCCAACACCGUACAGCUUCAGAUUCGAGCGCAAUGGUGCCAGGCUCAGACCAACACCUGCAACCUCCUCUGCAACAACGACACUGACAAGAACAGUUGUGCCCAGGAGGACCUCAAGUAUGAAUGCACAUGCGCGUCCAACUCCUCAGCGCCUGGCCUGCAGUACUACACGCAGACCAUGCCCACCUUCAUUUGCGAUGCCCUCUUCGGCCAAUGCAACGAGCAGAACGUUGGCAACGCAGACGGCCAGAAGGCUUGCACCACCAACAUCAAGAACCUCUGUGGCAAGAAUGACCCGCCUAAGGCGCCGGUCAGCGAUGAGAGCUCGAGCUCGGUCAGCGGCACCCCCUCGGCCACUGGCUCCGCCUCUGCCACUGGCAGCAAAGCUUCCACGACGUCCACCUCGACCGGCCUCGCUGCCCCUACCAUGGCCCCGGCCGGCAACGGUGCCGCCGCCGCCGCCGCCAUUGGCCUCCUGGCCUACCUCAUCUAG
Molecule: messenger RNA, 582 nt
Organism: Purpureocillium lilacinum
Lineage: Eukaryota; Fungi; Ascomycota; Sordariomycetes; Hypocreales; Ophiocordycipitaceae
Source: RefSeq, a predicted model, not a curated record